AUGACGGUUAUGUCAUUGUUUACUCUAUCGAUCAAGUCUUCGACAUCAAUUUCACUAAGGACAAAAAAGCAGGGCAUAAUAACAGCUCAUCAAAUGGAAGAAUUACUCGUGAUCCAGAACUUUGAGGGAGUGGAGACAGGACAGGGAGAUGCGCCAGAUAUUGGAGUCGGUCAUUGCAACGAGAGUGGGGAUACACUAAAAGCUUCGACUGAAGAGAUUAAUGACGGAGGUGAUCUUUCAGGGGAACCUAAGAGCUCAGCCCAGUUCCCUUGUGAUGUAUCACGGAAAGAUAAAGAUGAAGGAAACCAUGAAUCUGAUGCCACUCGACAAGAUGAUUCAUCGAACAAUAGUGAGGGCAUGAUAGCACAGGUCCUAGCUGAUAUAGCUGCCUCAGACAUAGCUACACAAUCAGUUAAAGAACAAGAUGCCGGGGAACACAUUGAUCAUAUUGUAUCUGAGAAGCCCUAUAUUGCAGUUACGGACGCAAAACCUCUAUCUCAGUGGUUGUUGCCCGACGAGUUUUUACCAAGCCAGACUCCUGGAAAACAAGUGAUUUUGCAUCCAUCAAUGUCUCGAGCCACUCGUCCCAGUAGAUACAAGAGUUCACCAUACAUGACAGAUUUUGGUUCAGCUUCAGGAAGCAGUUCGUCGAAGAUCCAUGUGCCUAUUUUUGACAAAAAAUUUCCAUUUGAGCAAGAUCCCAUUACCGGUCCACUUGAUGUACAGCUUCUUGAUCAAUACCGUGCGUGGCUUCGUCACGGAUUACUUGUUAGGCACGAUAACAAAAACUAUAAGGAAGACCAUUACAAAAAGAAGAUGGCAGUUUUUGAGCAUGGGGGCGAGUACAAUUUUGGCAUCACAACUGUCGCCGAUAAAAAUUGGUUCUACCUUUUAUCAAUGCCUUGCCAACUAUGGAAUGAUGAGCACAUUGACGUCAUUUUCUACUACUUUCGAAAGAAAGGCAAGUAUGACAAUAGGAUCAAUUACAAAUUCACCACGGUGGACUGUGUAUUCAGGCAGAAGGUUGAUGUUGUCUAUAGCGCCUAUCACAACCUUGAAACUCAAACCAAUGUGGCCAACGAAGAGCAAGUGUUGUGCGAGUACGUGAAGGGGCACAGGAUUCUUGCAAAUGUCCCGUGGCAUACGGUUGACAAUGUGUUGAUUCCAGUCAACAUACAAGAAGAAAAUCACUGGAUAUUGGUUGUGCUUUCAUUCAAGGACAGGCGUCUUUACGUGUAUGACUCGUAUCAAGCAGCAGGGCAUAAUGCAGUUGUUAGGGCUGAAGUACAGAAACUUGCUACACUUCUACCACAUUUCCUACAUAUUGGUGGAUUCUUUGUAGACCAAAAAAGCAUAGAUUUGGUCAAAGACCCAGCUUAUGCGGAUAAGGCACAAAAUGAUAGUCUUGAAGUAGUCUAUGCGGAAAAUCUACCUCAGCAGGCCAGUGGUAGCAUGGAUUGUGGUGUUUACGUGGCAUUAUUUGCUGAGUAUUUGAGCUCGGGUGGAGUGGUUCCAGCUACAAUUGAUGCAAACAUGAUGCGUAUUAGAUAUGGUGCACUCCUAUGGGACUACGCAGAACGAAAGGUAGCGGACGACGCUGAGAGCGAUAAUGAGGUGCCACCAAGACCAAUUAGGCCAGCCAUAGAUUACGCAUCUGUUGAUGCAAUCGAUGUUUGAUUAGUACUGAUUUAUAACUUUGGAUUAAUACCGGAUUUGUGAUUGGUUUUAAGUGAACCUAGUUUGGCACACAUUUUUUGGUUUUAGAAGUAUUUUACAUUUUGGUGUCACUCAAUUUUUAAUUUACCAAUAUUCAGCUAUUAUGACUGCAUUCA
Messenger RNA from Lycium ferocissimum, 1832 nucleotides. RefSeq lists its product as uncharacterized. Bases 1 to 1677 code for a protein of 558 amino acids. Gene Ontology annotation, molecular function: cysteine-type peptidase activity. The transcript is spliced from 8 exons. Gene Ontology annotation, biological process: proteolysis. Lineage: Eukaryota; Viridiplantae; Streptophyta; Magnoliopsida; Solanales; Solanaceae. The record is from RefSeq and is a predicted model, not a curated record.